CCUAUUGUAAACAAAGGGCUGCUAUUUCAACGGAAGGUUAUGGUUAAGCGACGUAUCACGCCAGGUGAGCCCACCGCAAGAAUUCAGUCAUUCAUAAAGCAACAAUGGAUUGUACUUCAUUAUUAUUUCCUAUGGAAAUACCAAAAUCUAAAAAUAUCAACACACAACGUGUACCGUAAGUAGAAGGUAGGCUACUAACACAGACCAAGCCCCAAAGAAAUAAACGUUAUCAAAAGACCCAGCAAAAUGGUGGCGAUCAUUCCAAACUUUAUGCCGUUGUGCGUUUUACUUGGAUCUGAUAUCCCACUAACAAGUGGCGUGGAAGGAAUUGAUGAGAAUCAUGUUAUAAGUUGGCUAAGGGACGGCGAGGAGAUUACUCGAGGUGAAGAAACAUUGGCAGACGAUCACUGCAGCGAGCGUUUAGUUCAUCAAGUACAGCCCAAUGGGAUGGUUACGCUUAAUAUACGAGAUGCGCAAUUAAGUGAUGGAGGGACGUACUCGAUUAGAGUAUACGAACGACGCCAAGACGGAACUCUGCAGCAGAUCGCGCAAGAAGAAGUUGCGUUUGUGAACGUAGGUGAAUACAACGACGAAAACCCGAGAAUGGACAUUGUACUGGAAAACCGACAGCUCAACGAUGGUCAUGGUUACGUAUAAAGAUGUUGUGCUGAUAUCUAAUUUAAAAUCGGAAUACAUAAAUUAGGCAGUCUAGCUCUGUCAUCAGAAUCCAAUUGUGACUGGUGGUUUUGCGAUUGUUGUCGAUUCUGAGCCUGAAUCAUAUGGAUGCAUCUUCUUCAU
Anneissia japonica is the source of this 798-nucleotide messenger RNA. RefSeq lists its product as uncharacterized. Bases 247 to 657 code for a protein of 136 amino acids. Lineage: Eukaryota; Metazoa; Echinodermata; Crinoidea; Comatulida; Comatulidae. The record is from RefSeq and is a predicted model, not a curated record. The transcript is spliced from 2 exons.